AGUGGUUCAAGGUCCGGUUUACAACAUUAUGAUUACCAAAUACUUUAACAAAGUUACUGUAAAGUUCAACCCAUUCACUCCAGGCGCUAAGCCUGCUAGGUUGUUUUUGUCCAGAAUACCUACGUCCUUAAAAGCACAGUGUACAGUUGACCAUCAGGUUUUAACGGCUGCUUCCAAAGAAAAACCAAUAGUGCAAGUGACAUUCAAGGACAAGCACACGAUGAGCGUGGAUCCCGAAACAACUUCAUUUGUUGACUUGAGCAACCAUUUUGACAACCACUCGAGAAAACUCGCUAUUCAAGAAGCCAUUUCUGAGUAGAUAAUGUAUGAUAGACUUGUAUAUAUGAAUAAAAAUUCUAACGAGAUGGAAGAAGGGCCGGGAUUGGACAGCCGAACACAGCUAGUAUACAUUGGAUGAUACAAGAGUAAAACGUUUUUUUAUGACAUCUCCUUAGUU
This is a messenger RNA of Yamadazyma tenuis ATCC 10573, 457 nucleotides long. The record is from RefSeq and is a predicted model, not a curated record. NCBI's taxonomy places the organism in Eukaryota, Fungi, Ascomycota, Pichiomycetes, Serinales, Debaryomycetaceae.